Molecule: messenger RNA, 6430 nt
Organism: Hemicordylus capensis (graceful crag lizard)
Lineage: Eukaryota; Metazoa; Chordata; Lepidosauria; Squamata; Cordylidae
Gene: PGCKA1
Product: chromosome 5 C4orf19 homolog
Exons: 5
Coding region: 330-1316 (328 amino acids)
Source: RefSeq, a predicted model, not a curated record
UGCAAACUCUCUCUCCUGUGAAAGGAGGCACUGCUUACAUAUUUUGCAUGCAAAUACAGAAACUGGGCUGAAGCUAUGGGAGAUCCUAAUCAGCAGCCGGCUUCGCUUUCUGAACAGGACAGAGGCUGCAGAUGCCAUUGCUCAACCAGAAGCUAAAAUCAUGGUUCCCCAACUCCCACUGAUUGUUUGCUUCCUGUUAUUUAACCAAUCCAUGAAAGGACUUUGCCUCAUAUCUCAUGCAAAUCCAGUUAUACAGUAUCAACUAGAUCACCUUUAUCCACAUGACACUUUCAAAGAAGUCUAAAUGAUCUUAACAAAGAAGAAUCCAGAUGGGGUGCAGGUGCUGUAAAAUGAUACAAAGCUACAUCUUUGAUCCCCAAGAAGUACAGACAUCUGGGUACGUCAAUGAAAUAAACAACUAUAAGUCAGAUGAGCAAGAUGGAGGCAAAUUCAAAGGCAAACACAACAAUGAAAUUCAGGUACAUAAAAAUGAACUGCAAAACACUGACUCACAACUAGCAGCAAACAGGCACAAACUGAACAACACGAAGGAUGCCAUUGGGAACCACAGGAGUACUGCUCUUCACAAAGAAGGGCUUGGGAACUGUGUUGAAAAAUACAACUUCAAUAUCAAUGGCCUCCAUUCCUAUUCUGGAAUUAAUCUCAGUCCCAAUCCAAACCAAAGUAAAGAGGUCAGCACACACGUCUGUUCUGGUCAGUUACCCAGUUCUUCAGCCCAAGGGCUCCCUCAGCCAAAGGAGUGUGACAAUGACAAGUCCCUAGAUGCUGAAUAUUGCCCCAAGCUAUCUUCAGAGGCAACGGAAAAUGUUCACUAUGAGGAGUCCCAGCGCAUAGGAGUCAAUAUUUCCGCUGCUCAAAGUGCCAUACUGGAGGCCCAAGAUAAUGGUGUCCAUUUGCCUGGCCUGGAUGACGCUCAACAUGCCAGCCAUCCUGUGACAGAGAGAGCUGUUGGAAGUGAACCUCUGCCAAAUAAUCACACACAUACAGACCAAAGCACUGAAUGCACAACUGUAAAUAAACAUGGGGACCUGCCAUUAUGCGAGUCUAGAAGCUGUGCUGCGGCAGGGAAAGCCUGUAGUAGGGACACUUUAAAUGUGAAUUUGAAGGACAAAAAUGCUGAUGCUAACCCAGCUCCACGGCCCAAGACAGAAGCCGUACAAGAAAUUCGAUAUGUUUGCCAUGAAGAGAUCAAUGGAGAACUAGAUGAAGAGGAGGAUGCAGAUGUAGCAGAGGCUCUUGCAGCACUAGAGGCUGCUACAGCAGGAGAAGAUUCCGAUGAGGAAGAGGAGUAUUAGAUAAAGAUACUGCUAAGUGUUUUCUCUCUCUCCAGGAACCAAGCUGAAAUGCUGCACACGUUGGGGGCCUGUCUUUGGAGGUUGCCAUUGUAGGACUUUACCCAAGACAACUAUACCUUGUGGGUGGGAAUAAUCUAAGAAAGUGAGCUAAUGAACAGGGGCAACCACUGCCACACCCAAUGCUGUACUUUCUCCAGGAAUAUGCCACCACUAACACCACCCAAUCUUAUGCUUAUGAUCCAUCCCUCAACAGUGAGAGGCAUCAACUCCUGCAAGCCAAGGUGAACUCCCUCUAUUUGCCAAGGUGAUAGCUCCAACUGCAAUGAAUUCAUAUAUACUGCAGUUACGGUAUAUGUACCUUACUGAGAAUGAACUCUAGCAAGCAUCGUGACUUUUAGUCAAGUUCUCUUCCAUUUGGAGAAAAAAGACAACCUUGGUUCAUUAAAGCACUAAGUGUCCCUUUAGGCCAGUAGCUAAGGAGUAACCUCACUUUCUUCAAAUAAGCCAGUAUGUUGGAUCUUUUUCCUGCUGCACUCCCAGGGCUGCUACAGCAUUUCUUUCAUAUGAUCCUCCAGGGUUUAUAUGCUCUAGGGAGUUCCAUUUGUCUUAAAGCAAAACAGUUUCAACAGAGCUCAGCUAAAGCUACUUGGGAGGGGGCGGGCAGGCAUUUUUAGCAGUACCAAAAAAAAAAAAAAAAAAGCCUGCCAUUUCAUCCCUCCAGCCAAAAAUGUUUGCUUAUUCAUUUAGAUCGCCAUCAGUGGCAUCACCACAUAGCUAAAUCUGAUUUAAUCCAUUGUGUUCCGAGGUCAUCCUUCCUGUUCACUGUUUGAACUCCACUGAGUUGAUCAGCCAUUAUUAAUUGAGGAAAGUGAAGGCAGCUGCAGAAACAAUGAUGCCUAACAGCAUAGUUAACACACAAAUAUUUCCCUAUGCUUAGUGUUUUGGGGAAAACUUCUGCGACAUUGAAAUUGCUAGCUUCUGACCUAAAAAUCAAGGAUGACCAUGUGUCUUGGGGCACCUUUAAAGACUAACCAGUUUAUUGUUUUCAUGUUAUGCUCUUUAACAAUAAAUUGGUUAGUCUUUAAGGUGCCACAAGACCUUCUUGUUCUUGCUGCUACAGAUUAACAUGGCUACCUCUGCAAGUAGUUACCUAAAAAUAUGGAAGAUAUUUAGUUCAGCAACUGCUUAAGUUUUAAGAAAAACCUUUUUUUUAAAAAAAAAUUACUAAACCACUACUGCUCACCCCUGAACAAAUCUGACUUAUUUUCCCAGUUGGUACCAUCGCAUCAUUUCAGGCAUAUUUUGUUUUGCAGAGAUUCCCCUUAAGUACUCCUUUCUGCUAAUGCCUAAUGGUGCUUCUCAUCCUAACUGUGUUGCUGUAUGUGCAGUGACAAGUGCCAUUGUGCCACUUAGCUAGGUGCUUGAAGUUCCUUGGGGCUAAUUACAGCAAGUGUUAAUUUUCAGCACUGAUGUUCCAGAAACAACUGUGAUUUGGCUUCAGUUCCUCUAAGUGCAAGAGAAUUCUGCUGUGGGAUGGAACCAGAGCAUGAUCACAUUGAAGUCUUAAGAGUGUAAAAUGAGUACAAAGAUAGAGAUAACAUGAGAAUCAAAUCACACACAUUGACAAGUGGUUUCAACACAAGGCCAGUUGGCACAUGCAUGUAUAGCACUCGAUUUAUCACUCAGCCUACUCACAACUAAGUGUGUAAAAAGACUUCAUCCAAAAGCUUUGCGUGUGGAGCCAUCCGAAAGCUUCAUCUCUACUGUUUGCUUGCUCAUUCACACACACAACAGUGCUGAUGUUAGCAAACAAAGCAAGGGUAAGUCUAAGUGGGCUGUUUAGUGCUCAUUAUUACACCUUGUUCUCUCACUCUUGACAGCGAAUCUCUUUUCACAUGACAUCACCCAGCUGUGGGCAACCUGUGUGUUCCCUGCACAGCUUGUCACAUGCUGAUUGAGCAGAGACAUUUUUUGAGAACAGUAUUACUGGGACAUGUGGACAGUGGCACACCUAGGCAUUUUGGAAGCCCAGACUUAAAGGGCUUUAGAGGCCCAAUACCCCACCCACCCAGGCGAGGCCCUCCUUCCCCCCCGAUGAGGCCCACCCAUGCUAUACUGAGCCCCCCCCAUGAGGCCCCCUUCCUCCCUGCAGCCCCCACCCCCCACCCCCAUGCCCACCCCGCUCCCCUCUUUCCUGUGCUGCCAUGUGUGUGGCUGGGGUGGGUGGGAGCCAAAUGGGCCUCCUCUGUGCUGCCAGCGGCAGCAGCUAAGCCCUUGUCUGGGCUGGUGAGUCUCUUCGGGUCUGCUGGAGGUCUGAGCACCCUGCAGUGUGAGUUUUGGGGGUCGCAAGCUGUGUCAUCACAGGCCUGUGACGCCCCAAACCCACACUGCACAGGCACGCAGGAGCCGCUCACUUGUGCCUCCAGCAGGCCCAAAGAGACUUACCAGCCCAGCUAAGGGCUUAGCUGCUGCCGCUGUGGAGGAGGCCCACUCAGCUCCCUCCCACCCUGGCCGCACAGGAAAGAGAGCAGUGUGGUAGAGAGAGGGCCCCCCCAGGACAUUUGAAGGCCCCCUCCAGACACUGAGGACUGGACUUGAUCCCCGAAGUCCAGUCCUAAGUGCGCCACUGCAUAUGGACUCCUUUCAGUGCGACUGUUCUGUCUUGUUAUGAGAGGCACAUCCCCAGGUACAUCAGAAAGAGGAGCCGAAGGGGGAGGAUCAGUAUCCUGUGUCCCCAAAGCAUGCAUCUUUCCUAGUGCGUAAGUAGCUAUACAAUUCUGCUUGCAACUCAGAGUUUGCAACUUACAGAGAUGAACGUUUGGGGUGGUAUACAAAUUUGAUUGAUAAAUAGACAAAUAGCAGAAAACCACAAAAGGGGUGGCACUCCAAGGAGCACAUCUGAAAGUGCCUCACAGAAUUUAAGUGCCUGUUGUUUCCUGAGGAACAGUUGCUAGAAACCUGUAUAUGCUAGGGCUUUUUAAAACAAAUACAAUAACAUUUAACUCCUACAUCCUUGGAUUUUUAACCCCCGGAAUCUUUGCAAUGCUAUCCCACCCUGAAUGGCUAAGACACAUAACUUUGAGAGGGGGAACAUAUUGAGUGAGCAUUCCCAUAUUAACUCCUAAUUCUCAAAGGUCUGCCUUUAAAUAGUUUAAAGUGUUCCAACCUUCAAGACAGUCCUAUGUUUCUUGAAGGCAGCAAUAGCUUAGUGCAUAGGAAGCUGAAGUUAGAGCUAAAUCCAAUCCUUCCCCUUCAAUGGUGUUUUGAGACCUAGAAGGGAUGUGGAGUGUUUGUAUGGAAGCAGCCCUCAAGCAGUACAAUGAAAGUGCAUAUGGACAUUGAUUGCAGGGCUGUACUUAGUAUUGUGUGGCUACAUAAGAGAUCAGCAACUUGAAUAAGGCCAAAGCAAAUCUAAUUUAACACCAGAAUGGUUGAUGUGUUGAAAGACAUUCAAUCAGGGGCGUAUCUAGGGUGGGGCAGGCAGGGCACGUGCCCUGGGCGCCACUUGAAGGGGGGCACAAAUUCUUAAAAUUAAUUAAAAAAAAAAAAUGGCCACCAAAAACAAAAUGACCACUGCACAUGCUCAAAUGGCCUCUGUGAGGCCCUAGGCCAUGCCAGACCUUGCCAUUUGAGCAUGUGCGGUGGCCAUUUUGUUUUCAGCAGCCAUUAAAAAAACACAAUUAUUUUUAAAAAUGGCCACAGCACAUGCUCAAAUGGUCCCUGCGAGGCCCUAGAGGCCAGCGGUGGGAGGGGUAAUUUUUGCAGAUGCCCCCCCUCCCACGGCCUAUAGGAAGCGCCCCGAAGGGGCUACAGGUAAAAAAAAUUAAUUUAAUAUAAUAUAAGUCGCUGUACACAUAUUCAGUUUGGCACUAUGUACAGAGAAUCAGGGCUUGUGAAUACUGAGCUGAAGCUUAUGAGCUAGGAUUGUAUUCAUUUGCUCUUACUUUGCUUCUUAUUAUAAGUGAGUUAAAUGUGGUGUCUUAAUAAUAUGGCUAUUAAUGGUGAGUUUGUCUUUGAAUCAGUGUGAAAUCCUUAGUAUUAAGGCCCACUGGGAGUUUCUUGCUCUCUUUCUCUCAUUUUAACUGUCUCUCUGAAAUACUAGAAUAUAUUCCAAGCAGUGACACAGUUUACUCUGCAUAUCCUUUAAUAAUUUUCAGAGUAUCUGGGAAAAGCCAAAUUCUCCAUUUAUUUUUAAAACUUAUGUAAUAGUGAUGCUACAAUGCACAGUAGAGAAUUAGAUAGGCACUUCUGUUUAGUUUUCCAAGUACACCUCCACAUAGUAUUUGAGUAUUUCAUGAGCCCCAGCAUACUGAAAUUUGUCAUUUUCCAGCAUUUUUUGGUCUGGCUACGUCCACUGCUAAAUAGUUUUUGAAAUUUUAAAAGAUUAAUGAGCUUGACUUAUAUUUUUCAGCUGAUAUUAUAGUAAAGUUAUCUGAAAGAUGGGUGUCAGAUGUUUGGACAGGGGGCACAAUUUCAGUGCUUGCCCUAGGCACUAUUUCCCCUAGAUACGCCUCUGCAUUCAAUGGCUUUCUCUAUGGCAGUUUCUGCUAUGUAACCCUGGUGGCUCAAGAGCUCUGUGCACCUGAGGUAAGGGACCAAAUGUGCACACCCUCCUUCCCCUCUUUAAGAAGUGGGGGCAGGAGGGUACCUUGCCAACUUGGCCCAAAAAAUCAUUCACCUGAGGUAACUGCCUCGCCUCACCUCAUGGAAGUCCCGCUCCUGUACUGGAGUCAUCAUUAUUUUGUCCCAAGUUUAAUCUAUUCAUGGCAUUUGAGAAAAAUAUAGUGUAUCCUAUUGAAAAAUAUUUCUUUUCUGGCUAUUGCCAGGUAUUCCCUUGGACAUCAAACUACUUUAACUUCACUUUGUUUACUCUGUGGUUAGAUGCCUCUAGAAAUGUGAGAAAUGAAAGCUACUUGCUACCUGAUGUUAGACUCAAGCUUAAGUUACAACCAACCAUUCCCCUUUGAUUUUAUAUUGAGAAUAUCUGAUAAGAAUCUAUUGUAACUUGUUAAUAAAUUGUUUUAAAUGUGAAGAAAUUCUAUCAGUUGGCUUUUAUAUUUAAAACUUUCCAAAAAUGACGUAACUGUUGCCAAUAAACCUUUCAAACACUGAAA